Messenger RNA from Bursaphelenchus xylophilus (pine wood nematode), 2191 nucleotides. The record is from the annotation of a GenBank genome assembly. NCBI's taxonomy places the organism in Eukaryota, Metazoa, Nematoda, Chromadorea, Rhabditida, Aphelenchoididae.
AUGCUUGGGCUUGGUUUUCAUUUUCUUUUGUGUCUUGGCCUUACAGCGCUUCUUCUUCUGGUUUAUAACGGGAAUCUGGAGAAAGACGCGGCUCGGACGACCACUGGACAUGCAUAUCUGCCCACCGAGCGAUGGAAGUUUCAAAACAAAAGUUUCAGCAAAAGAAUUACUGGUAAGCGCAUAGUAUAUGAAGAAAUCGACCGAAGGAAAAAUCUUCAAGUAAGCCAACCUUCAUUUUAGAAAACAAAUGCUUCCUUCCUGCGCUGAACCCAUGGGAUCCCAGUAUUCUCAAGUAUUUGAAUCCACAGUCGGCCCUAAAUAAAACCUGCAAACCAACUUAUCCAGUUCGAAGUUACUUUAUCAAGAACACCCUACGCGUAAAUACGACAAUGGGAAGCAAUGAACACUGCUUUUACCGAUGCGUAAUUUCAAUUCAUGAUCAUUUACUUCAACAAGGACAGUGGAUAAAAAUAAAUGAAACGUCUGGAAAUGAGGUUAACUGUGACGUUACUGAAGUCAAAUGUAAGAUGAACGAGACCGACUCCUAUCAUUUUGCCCAUGUAAACCUGGUGGAGAAGUAAGCACAUAGCCGGUGAGCCAAUAUUUUUUUUUAGAAAGCGUGGCAAAAUUGGCCCAAACCCUGUAGCCAAUGAUGUGUAUCUAAUAAUCCUGGACUCUGUGAGUUCGAACACAUUCCGCCGAGCAUUUCAAUCGACAAAGCAGUAUCUAGAACAAGAACACUCUGCCGUCUUCUUCCCUUAUCUCAACAGAGUUGGGGUGAACAGCAGACCAAACAAUUACGGAUUCUUACUCAACGAAAGGGCUGAAGAUCUACCGGCAAGCCCUUGGAAUCCCUUUUCUGGUGAAGGCCUUGACCGAGUGAUCUGUAAUCGCUCCGUAAUGGAGUAUAAUUACAUUGGCAAAGACUUCCAGAAGACUGGCUAUAGAACAAUGAUUGACACUGACUGGUUCUACAGUCUGUUUGAGUCACCAAAUUGCACCGGGUUUGGGAUGAUUCCAACUGACCAUUACAUCCAGUAAGUCGGUGAGAGGCGCUUUAAAUCUUCAGAAGGACUUUUGCAGUACCUAUGAGCUAAUAGUGGAUAGCGACAGCCCAGAAGGCGACAAGAACUUGUCAAGAAAUAUUCAUAAAGGAGCUUGCGUUGAGCCGCAUCAUCGACCGAUAAAGACGCUACAACAGUUUGCAAACCUAUACCCUAACGAACCCAAGUUUUCGAUUACCAGCUUUGUAAUGCUAGGCCAUGACGACACCAACAAUGUUUUUAGAGGUGACAAGGAUUUCAAAAGAUUUUUUGAGGACAUGAGUGAUAAAGUAAGAAAAUUUUUUUAAAACAAGACGUUUCCAGUUGAAAAAUUCUUACUUGAUCUUUCUGUCAGAUCAUGGCCUUCGUUUCGGUGAGAUAACUGAAAGUGCAAUUGGAAAAAUUGAGGAGAACAACCCUUUCUUAAUGGUCUCUGUUCCACAAAAGCUGCGGAUGAAUAACGACUUCAUGACGCAACUCCGCGAAAACGCAAAGAAACUUGUUACUCAUUAUGAUAUCUACGCAACGCUGUUGGAGAUUGGCAAGGUAAGUUCGGAAAAACAUAAACCCCAACCGUGAUUUGUAGAAUAAUCAUGGAUGGACAGAAAGUACCCUGUUCAGUACCUCUGCCUUCACAACAACCGGCCGUAAGCUCAAAGGAUCUUCUUUGUUUCAUCCACUAAGCGAGCCAAGGGAUUGCCACUCACUACUGAUUCCCUUUCAAUACUGUAUUUGCCAAAGGAAGCAAUGGGAGGUACAAAAUCGAGAGUUGGCUCUACAAGUAGGCCAAAUGAUGGUACAACGAAUCAACCAGGAUGUGAUGAACUCGCCAUACAGCAGUGUUUGCCAUCAAUUAGUGCUGAACCAGGAGUCAGGUUAUAGGGUUAUACAAUUUGAGCCAAAGGAAGACGUCAAGGAAAUCUAUUUGAUUCAAAUCGAAGUCGUCAGUGGCGCUAAAUACCAAGGCUACGCUGGAGUAUGUAACAUAUGUCGGCUGUCUAAACAGCUCUCUUUUCCAUUCAUUUCAGAUAAAAGACGGUCACCUUCGGCUGUACACAACGACAUUCCCCAGGAUGAAUACGUAUGCGAAGCAAGCAUGGUGCAUACCCGAACAAUUCUUACGACAUUAUUGUUUAUGUCAGAAAUAG